GAAACUUAGCACGAAGCUUUCAGUUUUGACAACAAAACUAAACAUAUAAAUAUAAUUAUAACCCUUUGUUUAUUUUUAACCAACCCCAUGAAAAACACAAACCACGACUAGAAUUAGAAACAAUUAUGGAAGAGGUAAUAAAUUCGAUUCGACGCGCUUGUGUACUGGCCCAAAACCUUGAACAAGACCUACCCAACUUGGCGAACCAACCAGCUAUGCUGUCCUUGUCCAUUGAUCAGAUAACUGAGGCUUUCAGUGGUGCCAAGGAAAAGAUGUUAUUAUUCUCCCGACAGAACCAAACCUCGGACGAAUCUCCUCCGACGUUGGUUCAUGAAACGACCACACAGCAGUCUCAGAUGGAUGCUAGUCUAAUGCAGGAAUGGCUAAGGUCUAGUCAUGCACUGACAAUGGAUCAGUUGUUUCAAAUGCAUCAGUUUCAUGCUGCAAGGAGCACGCUGCAGCAGAUUGGUGAAAUGGGAGGGAAAGAUGGGGAAGAUUCUGAGAGAAACAAGGGAUCUGAAGGGGAAGUGCAGGGAAUCCACGCGUCACCCUCGCGGCCACGAAAAAGAAGCAGGGAAGCUAAUCAAGAGAAGAGAAAAGUGAUGGUUCCUGCCCCACAGUUUGGAAACACGGAGGUGCCACCAGAGGAUGGCUACACUUGGAGGAAAUAUGGCCAGAAAGAAAUACUUGGCUCCAAGUACCCAAGGAGUUACUACAGGUGCACACACCAAAAGUUAUAUGAAUGCCAAGCCAAGAAGCAAGUGCAAAGACUUGAUCACAACCCUAACAUAUUCGAAGUAACAUAUAGAGGAAACCACACAUGCCACAUGUCCUCCACAGCACCAUCAUCAGUUCCACCACAACAACUACUGGUGGACAUAUCACAAAAUAAUAGUAGCACCAUUUCCUCUCAGUUGUCUCCUACAAUGAACCUCAGCCUCCACCCUGGUGGCGGAGGCGCCGCCAGCAGUGGCAGUGGUGGAGCCUCCACUUCAAGAUACGGUGGUGAUUAUCCUGUGGUGGAUAUGGCUGAUGCUAUGUUCAACUCUGGUAGCAGCAGUGGUAACAACAGCAUGGAAUUUCUCUUCUCUCCCGCUGAGAUAAAAGUGAUCCAAAAAUUGAAUAGAACAAGAGAUGAAGAUUAGUUUGGCUGCUUAAAAAGGGGAAACAUUACACCAGGAAGCAGAAUAUAUAUAAUUUUACAGAGAAUUAUAUAAUUGGUUAAUCCAAUUAUAUAAUCAACAAAUAAUGAAUUAGUGUAUAACUUCAGUACGUGAUGACUUAUUACUAGAAAAUGAUUUUUGAUGUGUAACAUUUUUCUUUUUAAAUUAACGGGUUUUUUUUAUUAUCUCUGGCGAGGGAGUGGCGAGCAGAAAAGGGGCUCAACCUAGUCCUAUGUUAACCAAAGUUUUCUUUUCAUUUUUUUCUUUUGGAAAUUUUUUGAAUGAGGUUGCUAAUGGGAAAGUGUGUUUCUUGGGUUUCAACUUUCUAAGUGUUAGGACAAGUAGGUUAGAGCAUCUCUUGUGUAACAAGUUGAAGAUUUGGUUAUAGCUUCAUAGUUUUUCUUU
Molecule: messenger RNA, 1568 nt
Organism: Glycine soja
Lineage: Eukaryota; Viridiplantae; Streptophyta; Magnoliopsida; Fabales; Fabaceae
Product: WRKY transcription factor 55-like
Exons: 3
Coding region: 126-1145 (339 amino acids)
Biological process (GO): regulation of DNA-templated transcription
Cellular component (GO): nucleus
Molecular function (GO): DNA-binding transcription factor activity; transcription cis-regulatory region binding
Source: RefSeq, a predicted model, not a curated record